This is a messenger RNA of Anguilla anguilla (European eel), 3327 nucleotides long. RefSeq names its product solute carrier family 7 member 7 (gene slc7a7). The transcript has 10 exons. Gene Ontology annotation, biological process: amino acid transmembrane transport. Gene Ontology annotation, cellular component: membrane. Gene Ontology annotation, molecular function: basic amino acid transmembrane transporter activity; L-amino acid transmembrane transporter activity. NCBI's taxonomy places the organism in Eukaryota, Metazoa, Chordata, Actinopteri, Anguilliformes, Anguillidae. The coding region runs from base 382 to 1893 and encodes 503 amino acids. The record is from RefSeq and is a predicted model, not a curated record.
AAACCCUCUGUACCUUCAGUCGCGAGAGGGAGCGAGCACGAGUGGAGGACAGUAGCUAUAGAAACCGAAGACCGAUCGACAGCGAAACGGGAAGGAGCAAUCAACAGCAAGCGCAUUUAAAUAAGUAGGCUAUUCAGUACCAGGAAACGGUGAAAAUAAAGUCGCGAUUCAAAAAGACGGACGAUGACACUGACCGGCCAAUAAAACGAGAGGCAACAAGAAUAAAAGUCUGACGUCAACCCAAACUCACCAAACAGGAAAAGAUAUCACUAUGACGACCACAGCUGGACGUUAGAAUCAGAAACUGACAUUUUUUGAAAAACCUGCCCUUUUUGACUGACGGCAUCUCUGUCCAAUAACUGACUCCUCCUCAACAUAACAAUGGCAUCCUAUAGCCCCGCCCCCACAAAGGAGGUGGCGCCCGAAGCGACCAAUGGCUGUGGCCAGCUGCAGAAAGGGGAGCCGGGGGAGUCGAUGAAGCUGAAGAAGGAGAUCUCCCUGCUGAAUGGGGUGUGUCUGAUCGUGGGGAACAUGAUUGGCUCCGGCAUCUUCGUGUCUCCCAAGGGCGUGCUGAUGUACAGCGCCUCCUACGGGCUGGCGCUGGUGGUGUGGGCCAUCGGCGGCGUGUUCUCUGUGUUCGGGGCGUUGUGCUACGCCGAGCUGGGCACCACCAUCACCAAGUCGGGCGCCAGCUACGCCUACAUCCUGGAAGCCUUUGGUGGCUUCCUCGCCUUCAUCAGGCUCUGGACGUCCCUCCUCAUCAUCGAGCCCACCAGCCAGGCCGUCAUCGCCAUCACGUUCUCCAACUACAUGGUGCAGCCCAUCUUCCCCACCUGCAUUGCCCCUUACCUGGCCAAUCGCCUGCUGGCAGCUGCCUGCAUCUGUUUGCUUACCUUUGUAAACUGUGCGUAUGUGAAGUGGGGAACUCGAGUUCAGGACUUCUUCACCUACGCCAAGGUCAUCGCCCUCAUCGCCGUCAUCAUCAGCGGCCUCGUCAAGAUCUGCCAGGGAGAGACGCAGAAUUUCGAGCGCCUGUUUGAGGGGUCCUCGCAGGACCCUGGAGCCGUGGCUCUGGCUCUGUACUCCGCCCUCUUCUCCUACUCCGGCUGGGACACCCUCAACUUCGUCACCGAGGAGAUCAAAAACCCAGAGAGGAACCUUCCACUGGCUAUUGCCAUCUCCAUGCCUAUAGUGACAGUGAUCUACAUCCUCACCAACGUGGCCUACUACACCGUGCUGGACAUGCAUUCCAUCUUGGACAGUGAUGCCGUGGCUGUGACCUUUGCAGACCAGGUGUUUGGCGUGUUUAACUGGACCAUCCCUCUCGCCGUUGCCCUCUCCUGUUUUGGAGGACUAAACGCAUCCAUACUAGCUGCUUCCAGGCUGUUCUUUGUGGGCUCCAGAGAGGGUCAUCUCCCUGACUACCUGUGCAUGAUCCACGUGCAUCGCUUCACCCCCAUUCCAGCCCUGCUCUUCAACGGUGCGAUGGCAUUGGUGUACCUGUGUGUGGAGGACAUAUUUAAGCUGAUUAAUUACUACAGCUUCAGUUACUGGUUCUUUGUUGGCCUGUCAAUCAUGGGCCAGCUUUAUCUCCGCUGGAAAGAGCCGGACAGACCACGACCCCUGAAGCUCAGCAUCUUCUUCCCGGUGGUGUUCUGCCUGUGCACGGUGUUCCUGGUGGUGGUCCCUCUCUACAGCGACACGGUCAACUCGCUCAUCGGCAUCGGCAUCGCUCUGUCCGGAGUCCCCGUCUUCUUCCUCUGCUGCUACAUGCCCGCCCACCGGAGGCCCCUUUGGAUCCGCAGGGCCAUUGCCUCCUUCGGCAAACUCAUCCAGAAUGUCUGCUAUUCGGUCCUGACAGAGAUGGACACCGAUGACGAUAAAACGCAAUAAAAACACCAGAUGAAUGCCUUUGCUAUCGACCAACCCACAUACCCGACACCGACUUAACCAAGACCAAGGAAAAACCCACCCUGCCAAAGCCACAACCCAUCCCUGCUACCAGACGGACAUCAGCACCAGCCAAUCAGGCAGGAGGGGGGGCACCCCCCUGCUGUGGCAGCAGAAUGAUGCUAGAAUGCUAGGACUUGACCCUCCAUACAAACUGAUCUCCGCGCAGCUCUGCUAGCCCCACGCGCGGGCUCACCUGUUUCUUUUCUUCCUCUCUCUGAUGUAGAUGCUAGCAAACGUGUGGCAGUUCUGGCCUCCGGCAGAGAGGAGUCCUAGGGAGGCGGUGUCUCACGUUAGCACUAGAGUGUGAACACAGGCCUUGGGCUUCACUGAUAACAUGUAGGGUAGAUAUGAGAGCACGGACGAUGCUCCGCCUGUUAACGAGCCUGACCCCAACACAUUAAGAGGGGGUGGAGCCAGGCCAGAGAAAAGGGAAGGGAGACAUUUGGGGGAGGGGGGGUGGGUGCAGGACAAACCUCAGGCCAGCAGGAUGACCAGGUGCAGCCUGGGGCAGGUGGGGGGGGGGGGGGGGGCUGCAGAUCAGAGGACCUGAUGAGACACACUUUCAGCAAAUUCCUCAUUUCACAGAAUAAUUACACUUACCUACUCAUUGCUCAAACUGAAGUUGAUUUUCAGCAGGACUUUAGUCUUCUUUUAGUCUUUAGUCUUGGUUCUAGCCCCAGUCCAGGGGGGUUAAAGUACAACCCAACACACCAUUUCAGUUCCAGUAUCAGAGUUUCCUUGCAGUGUUUAACAGUAUCAGCAAGGUACAACAUGCCAAUGCGCAUCCAUUUUCCAGUGUUCAGCACCGGGGAGCCAGUAACAGGGUACAAACAGCAUAUUUAUACAAACAGGCCUUCUGUAUUCGGGGUGCCAAAUGGGGUUCAGGGUUCUGAGGGCGAUUUUCAGCCAAUCCCGCACUCCGGUUUCAGUCAUCCUCUGCCAAUCAUCUGCCGUUUGCUAUAACAAGCCCUGUGGAAACUCUUUUAGAAAGAAAGCCUUAAUUUUACUAUUUAUUGAUUGACUGAUUGAUUGAUGGAUGGAUGGAUGGGUGGGUGGGUGGGUGGGAUGACUGCCCUUCUGGAGGGGUUGCCCUGGUUACUGAAACCAACACUUCCUCUCAGUGGUGCGGGGGCUCCCUCCUCCGAAACGCUGAUUAAAUGCAGAAUCAUGGAAGAGGCUCUGCGGCACACUUCCUGCACCACUGGCAGAUCAACAGCACAGCCGCAGCGACCUGCUCCCCGGCUCCAGGCCACAGAGGCGCAAGACCAAACCAAGGGCCCGUUUGGGAUCCACGGCAGGGCAGAAUUAGACAGCAAGUGCACUACGAAUAAUAAAAUGAACAAACACACAACUCACAAUAAACUGAAAAAAGAA